Symbiodinium natans is the source of this 1263-nucleotide messenger RNA. The record is from the annotation of a GenBank genome assembly. NCBI's taxonomy places the organism in Eukaryota, Dinophyceae, Suessiales, Symbiodiniaceae.
AUGGGAAACCAUCACUCCACGGGGCACUUUUUCAACCUCUGCGGUUGCACCGAUGUCAUCGGUUUCGAGGGCAGCGCCAAGGCAGUCAUCAACAUGUAUGAGAUCAAGCCUUGGAACGCGCGGAGCUUGAUUCGUGACAAUCUCAACAAGCAGGGCGACUUGGCGAGGAAGUCACCCCUGCGGAAAGUGCCGAUCAUGGAUGGUCUGGAGUACUUUCAGAAGCAGAUCAGGAGUUCCAUGUUUGGAUCCCGAGAGCUGACGAAGGAUCGCUUCGUGGAAAUCGCCGUGAUGCUCUUAGGUCAGCAGAACAUCCCGCACAACCCUCGCGAGCGGGAGGAUCUCUACCAGAUCUUCGACUCCAUGGACUUCGACAAGAAUGGGACCCUGAGCACAGGGGAGUGGGCAGCUGGCCUUUCCGUGUUCUUCAAGGGCUCCAUGGAGGAGGCCGUGCGAGCCGUGUUCCGCUGCCUGGACGCCAACGAGAACGGCGCCAUCUCCAAGUCGGAGCUCCAGGUCUACCUGUCCCCUUUCGUCAAGGCCAUGUCCCCGCCUGAGGCUGCGGCCCUUCGGCCCAUCCUUGAGAAGAAGGCAGUGGACGACAUCUACUACGACAUGGACAUGGAUCACCAAUCCGACAUCUCCAGCGAUGAGAUGCUGGCGUGGAGCCGCCGCGGAAAUAACAUCAUCGACCGUUUGGCCGACAUCAUCGACCAGGAGGUCUACCAGCUCUGGCUGGCGGAGUCCAAGAGGAAGAACCAGAAUCGGAGGUACUCGGACCCUAGCAGCGCGAGCCCUGCAGGGAGCAGCCCAGGGAGCGGACGCUACGAGGCAAUGCCGAUGGACUACCAAGAGCCUGGUUACGGCCAGCGUGCGUCGAUGAGUUCCAUGGGCCCUGGCCCAGCUCAGCCAGGGUACGAGCAUUCUGAGUAUGGCCCGGGGCCAUAUCAACAGCCCAACACGGGUUACUCUGGAAACUUCCAGUCUUCGUACGCCUCACCGCCUGCCUACAGCUCCCAGUCGCCACAGUACUCUCAGUACGGCGGCGGCAUGGCGCAGGAUGCCAGGGCUCCGCCUCCGGACCUCCACGAUCCUUUCGCCCAGCCGCGCGCCGGAGCCAUGCCGCCGCCACCUCCACCUCCCGCGCCCGGGCGGGGUGCACCGCCUGGCUAUGCUGGAGGUGGCUGCGCGCCUACCCAGGCCUACUCCGCGUACAGCAGCGCACCCUGUCAGUCUUCGUCUCCACAGUAUCGAGGCCGAUACUGA